Molecule: messenger RNA, 354 nt
Organism: Acanthamoeba castellanii str. Neff
Lineage: Eukaryota; Discosea; Longamoebia; Acanthamoebidae
Exons: 2
Coding region: 1-354 (117 amino acids)
Source: RefSeq, a predicted model, not a curated record
AUGCAGAGAGCCUCCACCAUCACCAUCGCCUUGCAGCGCAGGUCUACUGCCGCCCUUCUCUCCAGCGUCUCUUGUCGCGCCCUUGCGCCCGCCUCCCGACGAUACGCCGACCUGGGCGGACAGCUCAACAAGGAAUACGAGAACUACAUCAGGAAGGAGCGGGCGCUGCAGAGAGAGCUCGAGGGCAGCGACAAGCACAACGUGCAGGACCAGGCGAAGGACGGCGAGAGGCUGACCUCGCCAGAGGGCGCAGAGUCGGAAAAGCCGCUCAACCCCGGCGGACGCCAGUUCGGCGAGCCCCAGCCGCCGGAGAAGGUCACCGAUCCCAAGGAGCACGACCUCCCCCUCUUCUGA